AUUGCUUCAUGAUCCCACCCUAUACCCCCAAAAAUGGUGACGGUGAUUAUCGGUACGUACCGCGGCUGCCUGGUCGCCCUUGCCUGUAAGCUUUUCCGCAAACGCUAAGGCGGUCCCGCCAAACAAUACCGCCGCCUGCAUCACGGCUUCCUUCAAUGACACUUAUCGAUAGGACACGGAACUCCACCAUUUCUUCCGAACCAAUCGAUAGACCAGCGGCAACGCAAAGCCCACCGCGGGGUGACUCGUUUUCUUUGCCAUCGACAAAGAUCUGUAACACCUUUUUUUCACCUGAAAAAAACAGCAUUGUUUUUAUGGUGCCCAACCACUAUAUAACCCAAUCUGACCGCCACAUCGCACACUCGAAGCCAUGAAGGUCACCUUCCCUUAAUCUUCCCAUGGCCAAAAACAAGAGGGGAGCUCCCGCUUUCCGUGGCGCAAAGAACGCCAGGGGAGGACGAGGAGGCAGGGGAGCUUUUCGUGGAGGUGGGAGCUAUUCAUCAACGCCACCUCGAGUCAAUUUUGUCAGGGAAGAAACUGCUGGAUUCACACUUGCCGACGAAGCUCGCCAGACGUCGCAACAUGACCAUUCAACAUGGGGCAAUUCCAGCCUACGCUUGCGACCGGUUACUUUCGUCAGCGCUGGACCUAGCGAGCCUUUAAAGUUACUAGAUGCGAUUGUUGACCAAGCCGGUGAGGAACCAGAAGCAAUAAAGGAAGAUAUAGACGAGGAGGAAGAAGUAAACGAAAAGGAAGAGCAAGUCAAAGACGAAGGCAACCAGCUCGAUGAACAUAAUUAUGAAGACUCGACCGAUGAAGUUGAGUUCAUAGGGCCAGAUGACCUCGAGGAAGCUAUUCAAGCCGAGACUGUACCUGAAGAAAGCACACCACAAGAAGCACAAUUCUUUUUUGAUCUCACAGGAGACCAGUCAAAAAAGAAGCAGAAGCAACCUCCAGUGGAGAUACCGGAGAGACCAUCAUCGAGAAGCAGCACCUCGAGCGAGGAAGUGCUUCUUUUCAAGGGCCGAGGUGCGCAGAGAAAGGUCCAAUCUGUCCCUGACAUCGACAUGUUACAGAUGCAGACCGAAAUCCGCGUCGUGGAGCAGGCCAUCAUCGCCGAGCCGGCACCUUCAGCACAAUCACCAGUUGCCGAACUGCAAACGGAAUCAGUCUGUAACAAAAAACUAUCCAAGAAAGAGAAGAAACAGAAGAAGCGUGAGAAACGGAACGCGAAAGCCAGAUUUGAUGACGAGGAGGAUGCCAUUCUCGCCGACUACAUCGCCAAUCUCAAGGAAAACACUGAAGUCGAUGAUUACUUCAAGGAACUGCUCGAAGGUGGAAGAGACUCGGACGAUAGUGGAGUAUCCGAGUCAGCCAACGCUGCAGGAGAUGACUCGGACGAAGAUACAGACGAUGCUGAAGCGACUAACGGAGAUGAGGCCCCUAGCGGGAUCGAUGACGAGACACUGGCAAGACUGAUUGCCAGACAACAAUUCGGUCACGAUCUGGGUAUGGAAGAUGUGAAUUUUGGAGACUCUUCGAGCGACUCCGACUCAGCUGAUGACGACACUGGCAAGAGGACGAAACAGCGCCAGGCAUUUGACGAUGAUUUUGAUUUGAUGGACUGGGAUCGACCCAGCCUGCGCCGGCGCAAAGGCAAAGGAGCUCGAGCUCAGAUCAGUUUCAAUAUGUCUGAUUCCGAACUGGAAGCAUCUCUCCAAACCAGCUGGAAGAACGAUCGACUCAAGAAAUCCGAGCGAAAGAAACAACGAGAGGAAAUGCGUGCCCUCGGCAUGCUAGGCAAAAAAGACCCUGACGAUCUCCGGGUCAAGUACCCAGAUGGAAUGAAUAUGGACCAAGUCGCAGAUGAGAUACGAACAUUCUUGAUUGGCUCUGACGAACAACUUAAUUUCCCCCCGAUGGAUAACAACGCGCGCAAGAUGGUUCACGAGCUGGCGAGCAAAUUCAAGCUCAAGUCCAAGUCAAUAGGAAAAGGCGACCAACGAAGACCGACACUUCACCGAACGAAGCGUACGCCCCCUUACGUUCCUGCAACAUUCGAUCAAGCAUUCAAGCGCGUCAAUCGCAAGUAUCUUCCUCGGUCAGACAAGAAGGGCAAGAAAGGGAAUCGCCUGCCGCCUGCUCGUGGCGGCACUUCCGUCGCGGCCGCUACAUAUCAAGAUGGUGAAGUGGUUGGUGCUUCGGCGCCAGAAUUGGGCAUCGAGAAUCGUGGAAGAGCCAUGCUGGAGAAGAUGGGCUGGAGUAUGGGAACGGCGCUGGGAGCCUCGAACAACAAAGGUAUCAUGCAACCUGUUACUCAUACAAUGAAGCGGACGAAAGCUGGACUGGGAUAGGAGUUGGUUAAAAGGUUCAUCAUAUCACUUCAAGGAGUUGGGGGACGAAUGCAAUCCACUGUAGAAAUUAGAAUCGAAUUGCACCCGGCACACAUGUACAGUAAAAGGAUGGGACACAAAGCUUAU
Fusarium redolens is the source of this 2480-nucleotide messenger RNA. RefSeq lists its product as uncharacterized. The record is from RefSeq and is a predicted model, not a curated record. The coding region runs from base 399 to 2354 and encodes 651 amino acids. NCBI's taxonomy places the organism in Eukaryota, Fungi, Ascomycota, Sordariomycetes, Hypocreales, Nectriaceae. Gene Ontology annotation, molecular function: nucleic acid binding. The transcript is spliced from 3 exons.